CAACGGCAGAAAAAUUAUCAUUCGAAUUAUCGAUUAAGUAGUAAACCUUUGAAAAUGGCUUAUUACCUUCUUUUUAUAGUUUUAUUAAGUGUCAUUUGUGGCUUUGGUAACGCUAAUCUCUACGAGGAUAGCGACUGGCAAGACUGGAGUUUAUUUAAGUUAAAAUUUCACAAACAGUAUGAGGACGAACUAGAAGAAAGCAAACGAUUCGAAAUAUUUAAGCUUAAUAAGCUUUUUAUUGAAAAUCAUAAUAAAUUGUACGAGAAUGGCUUAACAACGUUUGAUCUUGGCAUUAAUCAUUUUGCUGAUCUAACUUUUGAAGAAUUUUUAAAGUUUUACACCAUGAAUACUACGGAAUAUGAUUAUGGAUCUGAAAUGGAUGCACUUAUCCCUGAAGAUGAUACCAUAUAUGAUUUAUCAGAAGAAGAUGGAAAUGUACAAAACUCCAUGGAUUGGAGACAAAGAGGGGUAGUUACAGGUGUGAAGAAUCAAGGACGGUGUGGCUCCUGUUGGAGCUUUGCAGCUACUGGUGCCGUGGAGAGUCACUGGGCUAUAAGAACCAAAAGAUUAGUCUCUUUAAGUGAACAAAACCUCAUGGACUGUUCAACAAAAAAUUCAGCCUGUAAAGGUGGAGCUGCUACUAAGGCUUUUGAGUAUAUUGCUGCCAAUAGAGGCAUUGACACCGAGAGAUCCUACCCUUACCAAGCGAAAAAAUUGAAGUGCAGAUACAAUCCUCACAAUGUGGGUGCUCGUAUCCGAUCCUACAAGAUGUCAAGACGAGGUAAUGAAAAUAAUCUUUUACAUACAAUUGCUGAAGUUGGUCCGGCAGCAGUAUCUAUAGACCCGGAUUCUCCUCAUCUACAAUUCUAUCGAUCAGGAGUGUUUUACAACGCUCACUGUAAAAUCAAUAAGGGUGGACAUGCUAUGUUGGUAGUAGGGUAUGGUCGACAGGGUAAUAGUGACUACUGGCUAACAAAAAAUUCUUGGGGUGCCCAUUGGGGGGAAGGAGGGUAUGUCAAAAUGUCUAGAAACAGAGGAAAUAAUUGUGGAAUUGCUGAUAGGGCUGUGUAUCCGAUUAUUUAAUUUUUCUAUGUUAAGAUAUAAAUGAAUAAAAUUUGAAAUAUUAGCUAG
Anthonomus grandis grandis is the source of this 1131-nucleotide messenger RNA. Its product is annotated as procathepsin L-like. Lineage: Eukaryota; Metazoa; Arthropoda; Insecta; Coleoptera; Curculionidae. Gene Ontology annotation, biological process: immune response. Gene Ontology annotation, cellular component: lysosome. The record is from RefSeq and is a predicted model, not a curated record. The transcript has 5 exons. Bases 55 to 1083 code for a protein of 342 amino acids. Gene Ontology annotation, molecular function: cysteine-type endopeptidase activity.